Molecule: messenger RNA, 4344 nt
Organism: Symbiodinium sp. CCMP2592
Lineage: Eukaryota; Dinophyceae; Suessiales; Symbiodiniaceae
Source: the annotation of a GenBank genome assembly
AUGCGCCGCCUUUGCCAUGCUCUGCUGCUGCUGCUUUCGCAACGCCUGGCACGAUGCCCGCCGGCAUGCUGCCUGCUUCUGCCACUGCUCGUGCUUUGCCUUUGUUGCCUGCCUUUUCUGCGUCCGCUGCUCCUGCUGCUUCCGCACACUCCUCUUCCGACCGAUCUUUCAGCUUGUCCUCUGUCCCUUCGCGGGGAUCCAGAGGGCGCUCGGGCCCUUUUUGGGUCCGGGCCGGACGGCCGUGGUCCACCGAUAUCGGACCCGGCGUCCUUCCGCCCACCGCGCCCCGAUUCCUACGGGCCGGUGGCUGGCCGCGGUGGAGCCUCGCUCCCCGAUGAGCCCAUGAGCGAGCAUCCGGGUGCACCCCAUGAUUCCGUCGCAACGAUUACCGCGGCGGGUCAUGGUGGUGCCGCCCCCGCCAUCGAUAACGGCGGGUGGCAUACCGGACCCUGUGCUGUCAGGGCCCUGGUCGAUGAAGCCAUUGGGUCGGAAGCAUCCGCGCGCAUCGCCACCGAUAUUCUGGCGAUCGCGCAGGGUGUGACCAACACCCAAGCCGACCUCGAUAUACUGAGGAACGGCGUCUCGGAUAUCACCGAAGCGCUUGAGAGCAAGAUCCGAGACAUGUGGGAGCUUCUUCAGGCCGAAUUGAGGAAAGAGCGUGAGCUGUUCAUGCAGUUUCAGGACUCUUUCCGCGAGAGGCGGAUUUCUGAUCACGAGACGCUUGAAGAUCAUUUUGCGAAGCUCACCUCGACGAUCAAUGAUCGACUUAUUGAGUUCGAUGAGCGGAUCUAUCAGUUCAACGAAAAGCGUGCUGGAUCGCUAUCCAUGCAGCUUGCCGAAACGAUCCGCCACAUCAAGCAGUACCCAGACGCGCUGCGGCAGAUUCAGAUCAAUAUCUCUAAUGCCGAAGCGCGCGUUGCUGCUGUGGAGCAGAAUGCUACUCACCGCAUCGAAGUCAUCAGAUCCGAGAUGAGUCGCGCUCUCUACGAUCAUAAGGAGAGUAACCGAGCUCAUAUCGAUCAGCUGACUGCUCGGAUCCAGCACCUCGAGAACGCUCAUGUCCGCAGAGGCGGUUCUGAUAGAUCGACGCCUUCGCAUCCGGAACGAACGCAGUUCUUCGAUAUCAGUGACCAUGGUGGGGAUAUUCCACGCCCCGCGGACCUGCCGCCAGUUCCAGGUGCUCUAUUCCCUGGCGGACCGACUACGGCCAUUCCGAGGUCUUCCCUGUUGGGUCCGAUCGAUCAUGGCUCUCCGCCGGGAUGCAACGCUGCGCCUGCUGAAAAAGCCUCAACGGUUCACUCUCAGACGAGUGGAAUCAAUCUCGAUGAAAUUCUGAGGCGAGCGCAGCAACGAGUCGCUGACGAACAACCUGCCGAAAGUCGCGGGCAAAAUAAUCCCGUUGAGCCCCUUCGACAUAAUUUUGGCCAAACGUCGGCGUGUUUCUCAGGAAGAUCGCCGAAUCAGGCCGUUCCUUCCGCAAAUGCCGCCGGAGCGACUUCCGGUCAGACUCCGAGCCUCAGGCCAUUUCAAGUCGAUGAUGCUCCUCGCACUGACAUCCAACACGUCCCUGAAGCCCGGAGCUUCGCUCCUGAGCCCAGGUCAAGUCCGACCUUCCCAUGCCAAAUCUCCUAUGAUACUCGAACUGUCCCGGCUGGGAAGGGACCAUCACGAUGGUAUGCUGCGAUGCUUGGCCGGUCAAAUCUCAUUGGCAACAUGCCUCCGAUGCCUACCUUCAACGCCAGAACGUCCGUUCCUGCACCCAGUGCCGCGCCAUCCGGAUUUGGUGGACCGCCGCCCGCGCAUAACGGAGGCGGCGGUUAUUCUGGUGGUGAUGGGCCCAACGACAACGGGGGUGCAUAUGGCGGUGCAUGGUUUCGUGGGACAUGGACACCACGGGUGGUGGCCCACCUGACGGCCCACCCGGUGGUCCGCCUGGUGGUGGUGGCCCUCCUGAUGGGAGUGGUCCGCCUGAUGGCGGCCUUGAUCCGCCUAGCAUCAGGCCAUCCGGUCGGCCGAGUGGGAGCGAUACGUUCCAGUGCGAACGCUGCACCGGAACUUUCCCGACCACCGUGCGACGAUCAUGCAUCUCUUGCCGAUUUUCGUGCUGCAACGGAUAGACAGACUGGGAAUCCACCUGGUCCCAACGAUUCGGGAUUCGGUGGACCCAAGGGCGAUGGAUCGCUGAGCGAGGCCAAGAAGGCAAAGUGCAAGUCCUUUCGUCUCGAUCCCGAGCCGGAGCCUGCUCAGCUGCGACGCUGGAUCGUCGAUAUGAAAGAGCGAGUCGCGAACGCAUUCGCCUACGAUCCCGGAUACGCACUCUCAUGGGUUGAGAUUCCCGAUGGUACGCGAUAUGAGGAUCUCCUCGAUGAGUGCAAGUACGGAAUGCUUGAAAAUGAAAGCAACUCUGCGUUCCGCGAGUGCGUCCGAUCCAUUGCACUGAAGAAUAAGAUCCAGACCGAGACCGAGCGCAUGCAUACGAUAAACCGGCGACUCGGAAGUAGGCAGAUCUUGUGGCUAUUGUAUGAUUUCCUUCGACCACACGUCACCGGCGAUUUGACUUUUAAGCUCGUUGACCUGAUGAAGACCAGGAUUGAUCGGUUUACUCAUGGGUCCGAGCAGGAAAGGCUGGAAGCCUUCUCCAAUUCAAUCGGUGUUCUCGCUGGUAUUUCAGUCGAUCGCCCCGAAGAUCCUGUUCUCUGCGCUCUCUUUUAUGAGCAGGUGCGUGAGUUCCGCUGUCUCGAGCUCGAUAUGCAGCUAUGGGACAGGGACGUAUCCGUACGGAACUACGCAUACUUGCGAACCGUCUGCGUCAAUGCGAUUACAACUUUGGCGCCGGGACGCAAUCAGGAGAAGAUAGACGAUACGCUGCGCCUGCGCACGGUAGCCCGCGCAGAUCUUCAUCCCGAGGUCAAAGGGGUUCAAGAUCGCCAGGGCGUCGUGACUCCAGGAAAGGGAGUCCGUACCGAAGGAGCUCGCCAAGACGCUCGUCACCCAGACGAUCCUCCCCGCGACGUGGAUCGCCAAGACGAUAUUCCCGCAGUCCGGGACGAGCAGCUCCCGCCCCGACUCGCCCGAUGUCGCGAUCCCCGCGAGGACGGGAAAUCUGCUACGAUUUCAAGAAAGGCAGAUGUACGCGAGGAAGCGGAUGCAAGCACUUGCUCGAGAGGAGACAAGUGUCCAUAUAAGCAUGUGAAGCCGGGUGCCCCAGCUGAGAGCACUCCUGCCGCCGCUCCUGCGCCUGCUGAGCCCGCGCCGACAUCAAGGCGGGCAAUGACAGCAUCCUCCAUCGGAGACUUCGCCUUCGCUUGCGUUGCAUCAUUCGAUAUUAUGGCAUGUCCGUCAGUCAAGCGGAAGACAGUAUCGUUUGGGAAUACUGAGACCCGCGUGAUAGAGUCUUCUUUCCCGGAGCCAAACUUCGGUCCCGUCAAUCGUAAGAGGCGAAGGGCGCAUAUGAAGGCUGUGCUUUGGAGAGACCAGGUUUUGCUCGAUGACGUUGAUGCCAAAACGCUAGGUAAUGAUGCUUGUGUUCUUGAGCUCACGCUUUCUCAGCGGAGCGCUUGCGAGGUCUUUGCUGCUGCUGUCAAGUCUAUUAAGAGGGUCCGGAGACUUAUGCUCGACUCCGGUUGCGGUAUAGACCUUAUUGGUCUCGGUGAUCUGUCCCGCGAGGAAAGGGAUCUGAUAGUUCAGAAUGCUAAGAUCAGCCUUAGGACCGCCAAUGGAAAGACUAACACCAAAGGUGUUGCCCAUAUGCGCAUUGACGGCCUUGAUGAGCUGAUUGAAGCAUAUGUGCUGGAAAGCACACCAAGUCUUCUUUCCCUACGGAAGCGAUGCAAGGAGCUUGGAUACCGAUUUAUCUGGGAACCAUUUUGCGAUCCGAUAUUCUUUGAUCCCAAAGGGAGACAACUCAAGAUUGAUGUUAUCAAUAACAUCCCCUACCUCGCUCCGAGCGAAACCGAGGUAGUGGCGGGUCGACCUGAUCUCCCUCGUGUGUAUCCGGCACUCCCAGCACCGAUCAUUAUUCACGAGAAAAUCGUGGCCGCGGGUGAAGAACCUGUGGGCGAGCUAGACGAUAUCGGAGAGCUCGAUCUUGAUAUGCCUGGUGUUAAGAGUGCCCAGAAGGGUGCACCUGACGAUGUCAAGAAGGUGCCCGACAAACCCAAGCAUCAGUCGCCGCCCGAUGAACCAAGAGCGCGCGAUCUGAGGGAGGAGGCUAAGUCCAUCCGUCACCUUAUGACCCAUCUACCUAUAGGCUUUGGCGCGGUAGUCGGCCAACUUCUCCUGCUGCUCGUCAGAGAGGGUCAGGCCGAGGAUGGUGACCAGUUCGUCCACAUCCAUUGGGAGUGA